Molecule: messenger RNA, 749 nt
Organism: Raphanus sativus (radish)
Lineage: Eukaryota; Viridiplantae; Streptophyta; Magnoliopsida; Brassicales; Brassicaceae
Product: 14 kDa zinc-binding protein
Exons: 5
Coding region: 44-493 (149 amino acids)
Biological process (GO): sulfur compound metabolic process; purine ribonucleotide metabolic process
Cellular component (GO): cytoplasm
Molecular function (GO): adenylylsulfatase activity
Source: RefSeq, a predicted model, not a curated record
CACAGUCGAAGAGGGAUACGGUAUAAAGAAAUUUAGGGUUCACAUGAACCAACACCAAAACCGAGUAGCGAUUCUCUCUUCUCAUAUAUCACCACCCGUCAUGGCUUCAGAGAAAGAGGCUGCUUUAGCCGCCACUCCUUCCGAUGAUUCCCCCACCAUAUUUGACAAGAUCAUCAGUAAAGACAUUCCAUCCACCGUUGUUUUUGAGGAUGACAAGGUCUUGGCUUUUAGGGACAUAACUCCCCAGGGUCCUGUUCACAUCCUCCUCAUUCCAAAAGUGAGGGAUGGCUUAACUGGCCUCUCUAAGGCUGAGGAGAGGCACAUCGACAUCUUGGGCCGCCUUCUAUACACUGCCAAGCUUGUAGCAAAACAAGAAGGCCUAGAUGAGGGUUUCAGAAUUGUGAUCAAUGAUGGUCCUCAAGGCUGUCAGUCGGUGUAUCACAUUCAUGUUCAUCUCAUCGGAGGACGCCAAAUGAACUGGCCUCCUGGCUAAAAAGAUAUCAUCAUCUACUAGUGAUUCUUGUCCUGGUUAUAAGAGGAACCCUACCCUGAGUUGCUAUUGUCUUCUUCUGUCUUUAUGAAUAAAAGGCUUGGGACAUAACUUUUUAUGAUUGAAAUCUAAACCUUAGUCUAUGGUAUGAAGAGAAUAUUCGACUGUUCUCUUUUGUAGAAUCCUCUUUUUUAUUGUUGACUUUGUAAAACAUUUCAAUGGUAAAAAAGCUUUGAAUAAAUGAGUCAAUAAUGGAGAA